GCGGCACGUGCGUACGUCAGAGCGCUGUGGUAAGUCCUGGCGAACUGAGCGGCGAGGAAGUCGUUAUCUGAAACUGUCGUCUCUUCUCUAACCUUAAGAGAUGGACACGCUGUAUGUCUCCCCGCACCCUGAUGACUUCAGGAGUCUCCAGGCUCUGAUCGCUGCGGAGUACAGCCCCUCGCGUCCACAUAUUGUCCAUGGGGACCACCCUGAGACCAAGUCUCGGCCUGCGCUGGUUGUAGGCAGUAGUGGCUCUGUUCUGACUGAGGUCAGUGCUGUCAGCUGGUACCUCUCCCACAGGGGGAAGGACAGUGAUGCAAAGGCUGACAGCCAAGUGUGGCAGUGGCUGAGCUUUGCUGAGAACGAGUUGACUCCUGUGGCUUGUGGGAUUGUCUUCCCACUGCUGGGUGCGAUGGCAGUGGACAAGCAGGUUCAGCAGAACUUGUGGAUGCAGCUUAAGCGCGUCCUGGGUGCCUUGGACCAAACACUGAAGCCCAGAACAUAUCUUGUGGGAGAAAAAAUCUCUCUGGCUGACAUUGCAGUCGCUAUGGCCGUUCUCCUGCCUUUUAAAUACGCCUUGGAGCAGUCAGACAGAAAAUCUUUUGUUAAUGUAACCAGGUGGUUCCUUACCUGCAUUAACCAGCCGCAGUUUGCAAAGGUUCUUGGUAAAGUCACGCUCUGUGAGAAAAUGGUUCCAAUUUCCACUAUUGCAAACUCUACCUCCAGCCCCACUGUCAAUGGCACAGCCAUUAAUGACACAGCAAUGAAUGGCAAAGCUGUGGAUGAUAAGCCCAAGACAGAAGCCCAGCUAAAGAAAGAGGCAAAGAAGCGAGAGAAGAUGGAGAAGUUCCAGCUGAAAAAAGAGAUGGAGGAGAAGAAGAAGCAGGAGCCAAAAACAGAGAAAAAGACCAAGCCAGAGAAGAAAGAUCUAGGAGUCAUCACAUACAACAUCCCCACUCUCCCUGGGGAGAAAAAAGAUGUCCUGAGCCCUUUGCCAGAUUCCUACAGUCCCCAGUAUGUGGAGGCUGCCUGGUAUUCAUGGUGGGAAAAGCAGGGGUUCUUCAAGCCUGAAUAUGGGCACCAUAGUGUGAGUGAGCCAAACCCCCGUGGAAUCUUCAUGAUGUGCAUCCCUCCUCCCAAUGUGACUGGAUCUCUUCACUUAGGCCAUGCACUCACCAAUGCCAUCCAAGACUGUCUGACUAGAUGGCACAGAAUGCGUGGUGAAACCACCCUGUGGAACCCUGGCUGUGACCAUGCAGGUAUCGCCACCCAGGUGGUGGUGGAGAAGAAGCUGAUGAGGGAGCGAGGCCUGAGCCGUCAUGAUCUCGGCAGGGCGAACUUCAUCCAGGAAGUGUGGAAAUGGAAGAAUGAAAAGGGUGACCGUAUCUAUCACCAGCUGAAGAAGCUUGGCUCUUCACUGGACUGGGACAGAGCUUGUUUCACCAUGGAUCCUAAACUAUCCUAUGCAGUCCAAGAAGCCUUCAUCAGGUUGCAUGAAGAAGGGGUGAUCUACAGGAGCAAGAGGCUGGUCAACUGGUCCUGUACCCUUAACUCUGCCAUCUCGGACAUAGAGGUGGAUAAGAAGGAGCUGAUUGGAAGAACUCUGAUGCCGGUUCCAGGGUACAAAGAGAAAGUAGAGUUUGGAGUGCUAGUCUCUUUUGCAUACAAAAUCGAGGGGACAGAUGAGGAAGUAAUAGUGGCAACCACUCGUAUCGAAACGAUGUUGGGAGACACUGCUGUAGCUGUCCAUCCCUUGGACCCCAGAUACCAGCACCUCAAAGAGAAGAAAGUGGUUCACCCAUUCUGUGAUAGGACGAUGCCCAUCGUCUUUGACGAGUUUGUUGACAUGAACUUUGGAACAGGUGCUGUGAAGAUUACUCCAGCCCAUGAUCACAAUGAUUAUGAAGUUGGAGUGAGACACAAUCUGGCCUUCAUAAAUAUCUUGGAUGAAAAUGGCUACCUCAUCAAUGUUCCACCUCCCUUUCUGGGGACGAAGAGGUUUGAGGCCAGGAACGCUGUUCUACAGGCUCUGAAGGACAAGGGCCUGUUCAAGGAAGUGAAGGACAACCCUAUGGUGGUACCUGUAUGCAGUCGCUCAAAGGACAUUGUGGAGCCAUUGCUGAAGCCUCAGUGGUAUGUGGACUGCACAGACAUGGCUCGCCAGGCAGCUGAUGCAGUCCGGGAGGGCAGGCUCAAGAUCAUUCCUGAUCACCACCUCAAGACCUGGUUUAACUGGAUGGACAACAUCAGGGACUGGUGUAUCUCUCGCCAGCUGUGGUGGGGUCACAGAAUCCCAGCAUACUUCAUUACAGUGAAUGACCCCUCUGUCAAACCUGGGGAGGACACAGACGACAAGUACUGGGUGAGCGGCAGGACUGAGGAAGAGGCCAGGGACAAAGCAGCCAAACGUUUUGGUGUUUCAGCUGAGAAAAUUUCUCUCAGACAGGAUGAGGAUGUGUUGGACACCUGGUUUUCCUCUGGCAUCUUCCCCUUCUCUAUUUUUGGCUGGCCUAAUGAGUCUGAGGACCUGCGAGUGUUUUACCCUGGCACCCUGUUGGAGACAGGAUACGACAUUCUGUUCUUCUGGGUAGCCAGAAUGGUGAUGAUGGGCAUCAAGCUGACUGGGCAACUUCCCUUUAAAGAGGUAUACCUGCAUGCUGUUGUGAGAGAUGCUCAUGGGAGGAAGAUGAGCAAGUCCCUGGGAAACGUUAUUGAUCCCUUGGAUGUUAUCACCGGGAUAUCUCUGGAGGGUCUACAUGCGCAACUGAAAGACAGCAAUUUGGACCCAGUGGAGACUGAGAGGGCCGAACAGGGUCAGAAAUCGGACUACCCUAACGGCAUCCCCGAGUGUGGGACUGAUGCUCUUCGGUUUGCCCUCUGCGCCUACACCAGUCAAGGCAGAGAUAUUAACCUAGAUGUGAACCGCAUCCUCGGCUACAGGCACUUUUGCAACAAGCUGUGGAAUGCGGUGAAAUUUGCCAUGAAAGCUCUGGGGGACAAAUUUGUGCCGGCAGAGAAGACACAGCUGUCGGGUGAAGAGAGCGUAGCAGACAGGUGGAUUCUUUCCAGAUUGUGUGCCGCAGUCAGCUCGUGUGGCACUGGGUUCGAGGCCUACGACUUCCCCUCCAUCACCACAGCCAUCUACAACUUCUGGCUCUACGAACUCUGUGAUGUCUACUUGGAAAGUGUGAAGCCUGUGUUGAGUCAGCUAGAUGGAGAGAGUGCGAUGCAUCAAGAAGCCAGCAUCUGCAGACAGACGCUGUACACCUGCCUGGAGGUGGGGCUCCGGCUCCUCUCUCCCAUUAUGCCCUUUGUAACAGAAGAGCUCUUCCAACGCCUCCCCCGACGACAACCCUACAACAGCCCACCUAGCAUCUCUGUGACGCCGUACCCAGAAACCUCUGAGUUUUGCUGGCACAGUGUGGAGGUGGACAGGCAGAUGGAGUUUGUGAUGACGGUGGUCCGGACAAUUCGCUCCCUGAGAGCCGACUACAACCUGACCAAGACACGUGCCGACUGUUACCUUCAGUGUAUCGAUUCGGACACUGCUGCCCUGGUGGAGAAGUACAGCCUCCAGCUCCAGACCCUGUCUUACUCCAAGUCCAUUCAUGCCGUCACCGGGGAGGGUGGUGAGAAGGGAGCUAUUCCAGAGGGCUGCGCCGUUGCCAUUGCCUCAGACCGGUGUACCGUCCACCUGCUGCUUAAAGGUCUCAUUGACACGGAGAAGGAGGUGGCCAAACUGACCUCCAAGCAGGCCGAGCUGGAAAAGCAGAUGGAGAGACUGACGGAGAAAAUGCAGAAGACUGACUAUAAAGAGAAGGUCCCUGCUAAGGUGCAGGAGCAGGAUGCUGACAAGCUGCGUCAGAGCCAGAUUGAGUUGCAUAAAGUGAAGGAAGCCAUAGACAACUUCAAGAAAAUGAUGUAACCACCUAUCACUCAUCUACUGUGAGCCAGAGUUCCUUUUCAUCCCUAUAAUACCUUGUCUAGUUUCACUUUGUUUGCUGUUAAUGAGGAAUGUUGCUCUCAUGGAACAACUUCAUAAAAUCAGUCUGUCUCUGUACUUGUUUGCCUUUUAACUCAGUUCCUUAUUUAAUAGUACGACUUCUUAUUUAAAAAGGGAAUUUUAAAUUGUUGUAUCACUUUGAUUCAGUUGCUAAAAACACUUUUUACUUAGGUAACAGGAGUAGCCAAGCAUAGCAAGCUGCUGUAGCAGAGUUUGAUGUGGGACUUGUGCACUGUGGUCUGAGCCAUCUCCUGUUGUGCACAGUUGUACCACUACACAUACACAGCCUUGCUUUUACAAAGCAGUUGCACUGUUUUUGCUUUUCUUUCUUUAAUGCAUUUGUCAGUUUUUACACACUGUACUAAUGAAGAGUUGCUUUAAAAGCUGGAUUGUUACUUAACACGAAACUAUUGCCCUGUGACAGCAUCACCACAUUUACUGGUUCACUGUAGUAAAUGUUUCCCAAGUUCAUUGCCUGGUAGCAACUGUCAAAAUCAAUGCUGGUAUCUUGUUCUGUAAAAUAUUAUUUUGACUUGCACAUAACUGCACUAAUAUAAAAGUGUAGAAAAAU
This is a messenger RNA of Scleropages formosus (Asian bonytongue), 4574 nucleotides long. RefSeq names its product valyl-tRNA synthetase 1 (gene vars1). NCBI's taxonomy places the organism in Eukaryota, Metazoa, Chordata, Actinopteri, Osteoglossiformes, Osteoglossidae. Gene Ontology annotation, biological process: valyl-tRNA aminoacylation. The transcript is spliced from 31 exons. Bases 101 to 3925 code for a protein of 1274 amino acids. Gene Ontology annotation, molecular function: valine-tRNA ligase activity; aminoacyl-tRNA deacylase activity; ATP binding. Gene Ontology annotation, cellular component: cytosol. The record is from RefSeq and is a predicted model, not a curated record.